AUGGCAACCCAUAUUGCCCCCUUGGCCAGCCAGGCCAACAACACAAUUCCCUCAGCAUUCGCCGUAUACAACACCAGCUUCCUAAACAUACUCGGCCCAACCCCUAAACUAGACCUCCUCGUGGAAAACAAUGAUUACCCCUUUGCCCACGAAGCAAGCGUCUACAUCCCAACCACAGACGAGCUCUUCAUGUCCAGCAACAUCUUCACAGACCCAAUAACAAACGAGAAAACAAUCAAGGUUUCAAAGGUCAGCCUGAGCAAGCACCCGCUCACCGCCGAGAUCGUCAACACCACUGUGCCCAUGCCAAACGGCGGCGUCAACUACAACAACGGCAUCCUCUGGGAUGCCCAAGGUGGUUUGAAUGAUACCGGCGGUCUGGUCCAGAUGUCUGUUACGCCGCCAUACAAGACAGAGUUGGUUCUGGCCACCUUUUACGGACGCCAGUUUAAUUCGGUGAAUGAUGUUGUCGUGCAUGAUGAUGGUUCUAUAUGGUUUACGGAUCCUAUUUAUGGAUCUGUUCAGGGGAUUCGGCCUAAGCCGCAGUUGCCGAAUCAGGUUUAUCGAUUUGAUCCUGUUACGAGGGAUGUGCGUGUUGUUGCUGAUGGCUUUGGUCGGCCUAAUGGGAUUAGUUUCUCGCCUGAUCAGAAGGUUCUUUAUAUCACUGAUACAGCGGAGACUAUUGGUGAUGGGUCCAAGGAUAAUACCUUGCCUGCUACUAUCUAUGCCUUUGAUGUGACUACCUCUCACGGCCAGCCAUUCUUGACUAACCGCCGUGUCUUUGCUAUGGCCGGUGUUGGUAUUCCUGAUGGUAUCAAGGUCGACACUGAGGGCAAUGUGUAUGCCGGAUGUGGCGAUGGUGUCAACGUGUGGUCGCCCGGGGGUGUUCUCCUCGGCAAGAUUCUUGUCAAGAAUGGCACUUCUAACUUUUCGUUUGGUCGUAACGGACGCAUGUUCAUUCUCAACGAGAACAAGCUUUACUCGGCGCAGCUGAACAGUAAGAUUCAGGGUACCCUUUUUAAAGCGUGA
This is a messenger RNA of Penicillium canescens, 1029 nucleotides long. Its product is annotated as SMP-30/gluconolactonase/LRE family protein. The coding region runs from base 1 to 1029 and encodes 342 amino acids. The record is from RefSeq and is a predicted model, not a curated record. The transcript has 2 exons. NCBI's taxonomy places the organism in Eukaryota, Fungi, Ascomycota, Eurotiomycetes, Eurotiales, Aspergillaceae.